Messenger RNA from Plutella xylostella (diamondback moth), 1485 nucleotides. RefSeq names its product mitochondrial basic amino acids transporter. Gene Ontology annotation, cellular component: mitochondrion. The record is from RefSeq and is a predicted model, not a curated record. Lineage: Eukaryota; Metazoa; Arthropoda; Insecta; Lepidoptera; Plutellidae. Gene Ontology annotation, biological process: mitochondrial L-ornithine transmembrane transport. Gene Ontology annotation, molecular function: high-affinity L-arginine transmembrane transporter activity.
UAGCCAGUUGGAAGCGUCUGGUCGCGCUGGCUCAUACUGAAUCUGGACACAGAGGGAACCACACCUCGGGCUCGCGGCGGACCACACUCCUCAGAUCCCUUCAAUAUGUUCAUUGGUGUAACUUCUAGUGGAGACAACGUAAACUCACACUACGAUUAUCUCAUUUGAAGCACGGAUAGGUACCUACUGAAACAUAAUAUUUACUGUGAUCAUGGCGUUAGAUUUUAUAGCAGGAUGCAUCGGAGGAUGUGCCGGUAUCCUGGCAGGCCACCCGCUGGACACCCUGAAAGUCCACGUCCAGUCGGGGCGAGGCAGCGCGCUAGAAUGUGCUAGAACCCUCCUGAAGGGAGGAACAUUGUCGUCCGCGUACCGCGGGGUGCGCGCGCCGCUCGGGGGCGUGGCCGGCGUCAACGCGGUCGUGUUCGGCGCGUACGCCAACACGCGGCGCGCGCUGCCGGCGCCGGACGCGCUCGCCACGCACGCGCAGGCGGGCGCCGCCGCCGGCCUGCUGCAGAGCUUCAUCUGCUCGCCCGUGGAGCUGGUGAAGACGCGGCAGCAGUUGGGCGCCGCCAUGCCGCGCGGCGCGUGGGCCGGCGCGCGCCACGUCCUCCGCACCGGCGGCGUCCGUGCCCUGUACCGCGGGCUCGGCGUCACCAUCGCGCGCGACAGCCCCGCCUUCGCCAUCUACUUCUCGAGCUACGAGGCGAUGACGCGCUCGGACCAGUCCAUGAGCACGGUGUUCGUGGCCGGGGGCGUGGCCGGCAUGUUGUCCUGGGUGCUGUUGUACCCGAUAGACGUGGUGAAGUCGCGGCUGCAGGGGGACAGCACGGGGCGGUACGCGGGCGCGUGGGACUGCGCGGUGCGCUCGGUGCGGGCGGACGGUUGGCGCGUGCUGGGCCGCGGGCUGGGUGCGGUCACGCUGCGCGCCUUCAUCAGCAACGGCGCGUGCUUCACGGCGGUGGCGUGGACGGAGCGCGCGGCGGCGGCGGCGGCGGAGGCGGCGGAGCGCGGGGCGGGCGCGGGGCUGCGGCGGCGCGCGGCGGCGGCGUGGGGCGACGCCUCGCUGGCGUGGGGCGACGUCAUGCAGGACGCGCCUGACCGCUACUACGACGUCUGACGGGAUAAAGGUCGCCGCGUGAACACACUCAUUGUUAUUCCCCACUAUCACAUGUUUUGGUUAACAACCAAGCGAUAACACCUAAAUAGAUAAUUCGCCUUUCCUACCUACCUACGUUGGGAAAAGAAAGCGGGAUACUUACAAAUUAAGACAAUGUAAAUAUCAAGUAAGAAAGUUUUUAAAUAUAUUUUAUACCUACACGAUAAACUACCACAUAAGCUACUUAUUUAGUAAGUACUUAAUUUACUUGUAUAUUUUACUGAAGAAUGACUCUCCUAUCUAUCGUAUGUGUACAUAAAUAGGUCAGAUUUAUAUCUGAGGUUAAGCUGCUCAUUUUACCAGAAAAUAAAUUAUUACUACAGAAAUGA